CAGCUGUUUUUUUCGCGAAAAAAGUCGCAGCGUUCUUUGAUAAGAUAACAGAAAAUCCUCGAAACACCCAACAAACCGCAGAGCUUAAGCCCAGAAAGCCUAUGGCGGCGGAAGAUAGAACCCCGCCCAGUCGUAAAAUGUGAUCGGGCUGCGGCGGCAGGUAGCAGCGGUUGAGAACGCAGGAUUGCCAAGUUUUCAGUUGGAGCACCCCCACAGGAAAAUGUGCGACAGCGAGCUCAUCUGGCCCGAGAUUGGAGUGGAUCCUCAGCACGUGUGCGAGGCGGGCGGCGAGGGCAGGUUCCAAGUGAUCUGCGACAAGGCGUGGCUGCAGUCGCUGGAGCGGAAUAGGCGACUGACUCACUUUCCCAGUUGGCCGCUGUUGGAUCGCAGAGCUUAUCCCACGGGCCAGUUGGAGCACCCGUGGACGCGUAUUCUGGUGCAGACCUAUCGCAAGCAACCGCAGUCGAGGGUAUACCCGCUGCCCAGAGUCAAUAGCGACGGAGCCGCAUGCGACUUGCCCCUAUCCUACUCGCAGGCUGUGUCCUUUGUAGCCCACACCAACUUUAAGCAGCUGUGGGAGGAGGCUUACAAGAAGUACAGUGGCGCCCAUGUAAAGCUCUGCAAAUCAACGCCUUCGGCGCCGUCAUUAAAGCCGCCCAGUGGCCAGGGACAGCUUCAGCCGCACGAUGUAGUGCUCAAGGAGCUCAUCCAGCGGGUCUAUCAUUGCCCCGUAUUGCACUGUCAACUAGAUCGUGAGGGGAAUGGCGACGCACCCAGUGCUAUAACGAAUUCCAUAGGCAACUGUCACGCCAACGUCUUGCCCGCCUUGGUGGCCAUUGAGUCGUCCACGCACUUCAGCGUCUUUUUUUAUCCACCAGCCCUGGAAUGCAGCCUGUACGACUGCAUUACCUUCAGUCCGGCACUAUUGGGAAAGAAUUACAACAAGACACUUUUUGUGAUCUACCAGAUCCUGCAAUUGGCCAAGCAUCUCCAAGGACAGGGUCUCUUCCUGGGUGAUCUGCGUCUACAGCAUGUUGUGCUGCGUGAGAAUCUUUGGCUGCAAGUGCUGCCCCGCCUGCAGUGCAAUCUACUUCAGGAUGAUCCAGCGGGUGUAGACAUGUCCCCUUUAACUCCGCUGGACAGCGAGGAUUUGGGCGAGGCGAGGGACACACAGCAGCCUUUGCCCUCCAGCAGCACCGUCUUCGACCUGCGAUUCGCCUACGAUCCCGCCCACUUUAACCUGCGAGAGUACGCCGAAAUGUGGUGCAAUGGUCAGUUAUCCAACUUCGACUACCUCACCAUACUGAACAAUGCGUGUGGCAGAAGUCUGACCAAUGCCGCUCAUCACCACAUCAUGCCCUGGGUAACUGACUUCAGUGGACGCGGAGGAGCUACAUGGCGGGACUUAACAAAGAGCAAGUAUCGACUGAACAAGGGGGAUGUCCAUCUGGACCUCAUGUACUCACAUGCCAGCCAGCAUGGAAGCGCCGACGUCAACUAUCAACCUGUUGGCGAUCAGGCGCCUCACCACGUCUCCGACUUUCUUUCUGAGAUCACCUACUUUGUGUAUAUGGCCAGAAGAACGCCCCAGGCCAUCCUCUGCGCCCACGUACGUCCCAUUUGGGUGCCAGCGGAGUAUCCGGUGUCCAUUCAGCGUCUCCAGGAAUGGACGCCCGACGAGUGCAUUCCCGAGUUCUACUCAGAUCCGAUGAUCUUUAAGAGCAUCCACGAGGACUUGCCAGAUCUGGAGCUACCAGCCUGGGCCACCUGUCCCGAGGAUUUCAUUUGCAAGCAUCGAGAGGCCCUGGAGUCGCAGUACGUAAGCGAACGUCUGCAUCAUUGGAUCGAUCUCAACUUCGGAUACAAACUGAGUGGAAAGGCGGCGGUUAAAGCAAAGAAUGUCUGCCUUACUCUUGUUGAUCAGCACAGGAAUCUCAGUCAGCGCGGCAUUGUGCAACUCUUUGCAAACGCUCACCCUCCGCGUCGAUACGCGACGCCCUGGUUUAGCAAAACUGCUCCCAGGCUAAGCCAAAUACACCGCAGCCCCUUAAAGCGUUUGGCCAAAAGUACGGAGAACCUGCUAGCUGAGAGUGGCACAGGAUCAUCUCACCUCUCUUUGCGUCUUGGAGAUGAUGGAUCAAGUGGCUCUAUCCACAGCAGUUCCGCAUCUGCGUCAGCAUCCAACUUCUACGCAAUUACCAACUUCAUUGAACUGCCGGAGAACUACAAUCCUGCAUUGUUGCUACACAACUUGGAAACUCUAGAGACGUUUUAUGCCCGCACUUUCCCGCAACAGAGGCCGUCCGCCAAUCCCGAGGAGAAAAUGAUUAGCAGUGAUCUUCUUUUUGAGCAGAACUCAGCGGACCACUCCUUUACGAAUCAACUUUUUGCCAGUGGGGAAGAAAUCCCCACAAAGACGAAGAAUCUUCUAAGAGAAAAAAGGAACUGCCUUCAGCAUUUAGUAAGUGCCAGAAGAGAGCGGGACCUGCACGUCCUGGGAUGUCUCAUUGUGGAGCUCUUCGCAAUGCAACGUUUGCGCCCACUUCUAAUGGGAAAUGGUUUGACUGCCACCUUUGAGGCUCGAUUCUCUGCCUGCCGGACGGUGGCUGAGAUGUAUCGUCAGGAACUGCCCAAACCAGUGCGCCGAGUAGUGCGGCUGCUGCUGCAAUUGGAGGAUGCCGGAGAGGACGACCAAGGCCUUCCACGACCGCCAAAUCCCGGUCAGCUGGUGGAGCCCAUGUUCGCAAACUUGUUGCUCCCAUUUCCUAGCCACUACAUGGCUGUAUAUGCUCUUGUUAGAUCUCUUCACGCCUUUGAGGCUAAUGCAGUGCUGCUGGAGUUGCACACUCAUUUCAGUUGCAAAGGAGGAAGGGAGUGCGUCAGGUACACGGAGAUGGAUCGUCAGAGAGUGCUCUUUGAACGCAAAAUCGCCGAAUGUAAAGUCAUGUCGUGUUGUGCACAUGUAAAGAGACUGCUCGAACCUAUGGCUUUUGCGUAUGAGCAAUUUACCCCGGUUGAGUUGCUGCUACCACACAUCAUUGAUCUCUUGAGAGACGAACGCACAUCGAUCUUGACUGCCUGGAACUUAUUUGACCCCAUAGCUCAGGCCUUAGGAGUAUUACAAACCCAACAACAUCUGCUCCAACCAUUACUAAAGUUAUACGAUGUAGAAGGCGUCAGUUGCCAGGAGGAUGGUGGCGCAAAUGGCUCUACCAAUAGUGGUGGUCAUCUACGCUUUUCCGCCAGUAGUUCGUUUAAAUCCCGAAAAUCCGUGAAGCUUUAUCACCACAGUUUCCUGCUUCGCCUGAUUGUUCGCUUCGGACUCCGCUGUUUUCUGCAACAUUUUAUAGCACCUCUCAUAGAAGCAGUGGGUGGCUACAAGGAACCAGAGCAAGGAAAUGGCUAUCACUACCACAGUGGCGGAAGCAGAAGGACCAGUAAGAAUCUCAACUUUGCCCCGGAGGAGGAGGUUCAGCCGGCAGCUGAGCCUGAAAAUAAACCUGACAUCGAAGAGCUGUUCACAUUUGAGGACGAUCAUGACAGGGCGUCCACCCAGGACAGCAAGUCGAUUGACUCGUUUGACAUGCGUCCCAGCAAUAGUGCUGCCAGUGCAGAGGAAGCUCGAGAAUCUGAUGGAUCGCCGGAUAAACUUGUGAUCAAUGAACUCAUGUACGGAGCCAGACUAUCGCCAGAUAAGUUAUCAUUAAGAGAGGGGCAAACUCCUCCCGCUUUGCUUGUACCAAAUAUAGGACCCCGCUCGCCAACCAUCGAGAUUCCUUUGUGCCCAACUGCUGGUGGCAUUCGUCGCAGUUUUCAACUGAGCGCCAUCGACUGCGAUAUCGGCUCCCGAAAAAGUGUGGACAGCUUUGAACUGAUCAAUCAGGCGGUUGAACAGCUGCCCGCUCCAGCACUAGAACCAGAAGCGGAGACCGAGGCCUCGGAUUCCCUGCAAGCAUCGGUCAUCUCCAGGCUGUCGGAAGCUAAGGCCGUGCAAAACAACCGGAUCAGCGAGAUGAGCGCCGAAAGUCUAGUGUGGCUGUCGCAUCGAUUGGGACCGGUGCUCACUUCUCGGUUUAUUACCAGAAACCUUCUGAAAUUGCUAUCGCUGUGUUACGUGGGUCAGGAGAACCUGCUGCCAGAGGUGGACGACGGUGGAUUUAGUUCCAGCUUCGAUGCAGCUAACCUCAACUACUUCAGCAUUGCCAAUGCGAGAGUUGUGGGUGAUCGGAGUGCGGCUCGAGUUCUGGAGUGUCUCAUGUCCAUAGCGGCUCUAUACGGGGAAAACUUUCUUUUGCUCCAGUAUUUCCCCCACAUAAGCGAACUCAUUGGUUUGUGCUCCAAACGAAUCACUGGCAGCCUUGAGGGAGCCAUAAUCAGUUCUCUACAGCUGCUGAAGUACAUGGUUCCAUGCCUAACCGAUGCCAGCAUCAUGGAGCACCUUCAGCACGUACUGCUGGAUGCCAUCCUUUUGCCCAUUCUGCGCCUGUUGAGCUCCACAAACCUUCUUAUGCCCAGUGGUUACUUGGGACGCUCGUUAUUGGCUCGGAAGUUCUUAGAUGCGAUUUAUGCUUUAAGUGUUCGCUUGGGAUCGGAUAUGACGCGCGAGCACCUUUGUCAGACCCUGCUCAGCCCUUUUUUUCUGAUCUUUAAUAAGGCCUUUGGAUUGCCGAAUGACUUUGCCUGUGAUUUGGCUAACCUUUCCCUGGUUGGAGGUGAAUCACACCAGGAGCGUGCCCUGGAGGAGUUAAGAGAUGUGUUUGGCCCGGAGCUGGCGCACACCGCUUACCUAACUUUCCUACGAUUCCUGGGCGAGGCCAACAUGAAAAGAACCCUGAGCAACCUGGAAUUUGUUCUGACCUUGUGUCAUGAGCACGAGCAACCAAGUGACACUGGGAAGAGCAAAACUCAUCUGUCAACCAGUGUGAGUUCUGGACAAGAUGUAGAUUCCGUAGACGCCAGUUGCGAACUGGCCGCCAACAGUUUUGGCACCCAGAUUGUGGGAAAUCGCCUGCAAGUGGCCAGAAACAAUGUGGAACUCCUCGAUAUGGUUGCAUAUAAGCUUGACCAGAUGCCCAAAACGCGGCACUUGAAGGGCAACUGGUUGGCCUACUGGCGCAACGAAACGACGCGCAGUGAGAAGGACAAUCAGACCCUAAAUCUCAAGCAAAUUCGGCUGCAGUCCUUCGUGGGUCACACAAACUCCGUGAGAGCUAUAUAUGCUCUGGACAAUGAAAACAGCUUUAUUUCCGCCUCCAAAGACAAGACAGUCAAGCUGUGGUCACUGCGCAGCGAAGGAGAUGGACGCAAGACCUCCGCCUGUCAGUUUACUUACGUGGCACACAAAAAGUCGAUUAACUCUCUUGGCUUCUUGGAAUCAUUGCGUUAUGUGGUGUCCUGCGACUCGGGCAUUCAUCUCUGGGAUCCGUUUAUCGGAAGACCUCUUGGCAUUCUAGAUGCACCUCGCCAUAGUGCCGUGACAGUGGUCAAAUGCCUACCCUCUCACUCCCCACUGGUAAUUGCCGGAACAGCGGAGUCCACUGUCAAAAUGGUCGAUGCCCGGAUUUGUGAGUACGUGAAUGAGUGGCGGGUGUGCAAUUCUGCGCUGCCCAAUGCGACUGUUCGCUGUCUGGCUGUGGCUCCAUCUGGAAACUGGCUGGCAGCAGGACUCUCGUCCGGGUGUAUUGUCCAGUUGGACACGCGCACGGGCAUGGUGAUUAAUUCUUGGCGGCCCAUGGAAUGCGAUCUGCUGCAGCUGGCGGCACCGAGUGAUCAGUUCCUGGUGAGCUCCGCACUGGAUCAUAGCCUGGCCGUUUGGCAUGCUCUAGAUGGAAUCAUGCACUACCAGCUCAAGCCUCCACCAGAACCCGCCCACUUCCUGCAGAGUGUUGGCUCUUCCUUGGUCUACGCGACCACCGGAAACCGUGUGGGCGUUUACGCGGAUGUGGCCCAUUCCCACGCCUUCAGCACGAUCACCAAACUUCGCUCGGAGACAUUCCGCGGUGUGCUCACCUCCCUGGCUGUGUUGCCCCUGAAUCGAGCCUUCCUCGCUGGCAACGAGAGUGGAAACAUUGCCCUGCUUUGCUAGAAUGCUAGGGCUGAUGCUUGUACCAUUAUUUGAUAUUAUACUCUAGUUUAUUUAAUAUACAAUGGCACCAAAUAUUAUUUUAACGCCGCUGACACAGGUUGGACGUCGCUAGAAAACCAAGCCCGCCCAGCCCAAUGAACUUAUUUAUUGAGGUAGUGUUUGCAAUGCUACACAUUUAUUACGACCGCACAACUAGCCCCGUCGGAGAGUGGAGCAUUUAUAGCGACGUUCUUUAAACUUAAUGAAAUUAGUCUUAUACUCGAAACUAUUAUAAUACAGUCUAAAAUCAUUCCAGGUCCACAACUCAUAUAUAUUUAUGUCUGUAUAAUAGAAAGCAAAUUUGUAUUUACAAGUAUCUACCUAAGCUGGAAAGAGGUAACAUAUUUAUAUAGAAAUAUACGAACACAAUAAAUAA
Drosophila biarmipes is the source of this 6500-nucleotide messenger RNA. RefSeq names its product WD repeat-containing protein 81 (gene Wdr81). The coding region runs from base 221 to 6085 and encodes 1954 amino acids. The record is from RefSeq and is a predicted model, not a curated record. The transcript has 4 exons. NCBI's taxonomy places the organism in Eukaryota, Metazoa, Arthropoda, Insecta, Diptera, Drosophilidae. Gene Ontology annotation, molecular function: protein binding.